Messenger RNA from Sinocyclocheilus rhinocerous, 2961 nucleotides. Its product is annotated as mitochondrial Rho GTPase 1-A-like. Gene Ontology annotation, cellular component: mitochondrial outer membrane. The record is from RefSeq and is a predicted model, not a curated record. The transcript has 20 exons. Bases 272 to 2254 code for a protein of 660 amino acids. Gene Ontology annotation, molecular function: GTP binding; calcium ion binding; GTPase activity. NCBI's taxonomy places the organism in Eukaryota, Metazoa, Chordata, Actinopteri, Cypriniformes, Cyprinidae. Gene Ontology annotation, biological process: mitochondrion organization.
GGUCAAAGUGGAGGCGUGUGUGCAACACAUCUCUACAGUGCAUCACUUAACAGCCGCCGAAUGUCUCCAUCCUCCAUCAGUACCAAUAGAUGCCGAUGCUUAUAUUAUCUAGAGAACGUCGUAUCCCAUGAUUUAAAAUAAAAUCUUCAAAUCAGUUUGAUUGUUCAUAAUGUCAAGCUUACUUAGUGUUGGGGUUGUUGUGCGUUGUUAUGGACGUAUGUAAAAUCCUGAAGAUUAUAAUAGGGUCAUUCUGACUUCACAAUUGGGAAAUAUGCGAAAAGACGUGAGGAUUCUGUUGGUUGGAGAACCCAAAGUGGGGAAGACGUCUCUGAUCAUGACACUUGUCAGUGAGGAGUUCCCAGCGGUGGUUCCUUACAGAGCUGAGGAGAUCACUAUACCAGCAGAUGUCACACCAGAGAGAGUCCCCACUCAUAUAGUGGACUACUCGGAAGCUGAACAGACAGAUGAACAACUGUAUCAAGAGAUAUCAAAAGCCAAUGUUAUAUGUAUAGUCUACUCCGUGAACAACAAGAAGUCUAUUGAGAAGGUGACAAGUCAUUGGAUUCCUUUGAUAAAUGAGAGAACAGACAAAGACAGCAGGGUUCCUCUGAUCCUUGUGGGGAAUAAAUCUGAUCUGGUUGAGCAUAGCAGUAUGGAGACUGUCCUUCCCAUCAUGAACAAAUACACAGAGAUAGAGACCUGUGUGGAGUGUUCAGCAAAGAAUCUGAAGAAUAUUUCGGAGUUAUUUUACUAUGCACAGAAGGCUGUCCUUCACCCUACAGGGCCUCUCUACUGUCCAGAGAAGAAAGAGAUGAGGUCUGCCUGUGUUCGGGCGUUGACACGUAUCUUUAAGGUGUCAGAUUUGGACAACGAUGGCAUUCUCAAUGAUCAUGAGCUCACCUUUUUUCAGAAAACUUGUUUCAACACCCCACUAGCCCCACAGGCCCUGGAGGAUGUAAAAAAUGUUGUGAGAAAAAACCUGUCAGAUGGAGUGCGUGAUAAUGGGCUCACUCUCAAAGGUUUCCUCUUCCUACAUACUCUCUUCAUCCAAAGAGGAAGGCAUGAGACAACGUGGGCUGUACUGCGGAGGUUUGGAUAUGAUGAUGAUCUUGAGCUGCAUCAGGACUACCUGUUUCCCCUGUUAAAAAUACCACCAGACUGCACCACAGAGCUCAAUCACAAUACUUACCUGUUCCUACAGAGUGUCUUUGACAAACAUGAUAAGGACAGAGACUGUGCAUUGUCCCCUGAAGAGCUUAUGGAUCUAUUUGAUGUUUUCCCGUACGUCCCCUGGGGACUGGAUGUGAACAGUACGGUUUGCACUAAUGACCAGGGCUGGAUCACAUACCAAGGCUAUCUCUCUCAGUGGACGUUAACGACUUACCUGGAUGUCCAACGAUGUCUGGAAUAUCUUGGUUACCUUGGCUACUCUAUCAUUGCUGAGCAGGAAUCUCAGGCAUCUGCCAUAACAGUGACCCGUGACAAGAAGCUGGACCUUAAGAAGAAACAGACACAACGGAAUGUAUUUCGCUGUCAUGCGUUUGGAAUAACUGGAAGUGGCAAAACUGGUUUCCUGCAGGGCUUCCUCGGCAGAAACCUUGUGCGUCAGAAGGCCAUAAAAGAAGAACACAGAUCAUAUUAUGCAAUCAGCACUGCACAUGUGUACGGACAGGAGAAGUACUUGUUGCUCCAUGAAAUCUUUCCAGAUUUUGAUUUCCUGUCUGAGACUGAACUUUCAUGUGACAUUGUGUGUCUGAUCUAUGAUGUCAGCAACCCUUGCUCUUUUGAGUACUGUGCACGAAUCUUCAAGCAAUACUUUAUGGAUAGUAAGACUCCAUGCAUGUUGAUUGCUGCAAAGUCAGACCUGCCAGAAACAAAGCAGCAAUACUGUAUGACUCCACUGGAAUUCUGUCGCAAGCACAAGAUGCCGCCGCCUCAGUCCUACACCUGUAACACAGCUGCGGCUCCCAGCAAAGACAUCUUCAUCAAACUCACCACCAUGGCUGUGUAUCCCCAUGCGCGUCUGCGCUGCAUGUGUACCUGUAACAGGUGUACCUUCUGUCUGUGUCAGAACUUCCUGAACUCUGAGCUCGUGCAGACGGUUCGGACCAAACUCUACACUGUCAUCUUUAGCAGGCAUAUUACCCAUGCUGACCUGAAGAGCUCUACGUUUUGGCUCAGAGCGAGUGUUGGAGCCACAGUUUGUGCUAUGCUUGGCUUUGCAAUGUACAGAGCCCUCCUUAGACCUCGAUGAGCAGACCCAAAAACUUACUUCCUUCAUUUCCUGUCUACCCUAGUUAUUUCCCAUGUACAGGGAAAACCAAUAGAAAUAUUUAGUUUUUAAAAAGAAAUAUAACAGCUAUGUUACUUUAUGCUUUCUAUUUAAUUAUUACUGUAGUAUGUAUAUUCCCAGGUCUUGGGACUCGAUGUGAGACUGAAAACUAGAAUGUUUUUUAUUUACAGUUUAUGCAAGCAAACUGUAAAUAUGUAAAUGAGAGAAAAUAUUUAUUUGUUACAAAGUGACAUUACAAAGAUAUAGCAUUCAUAUUUAAAGCCAACAAAUGCAACACUUUGCUCUCACUUUUGUCUCUAAAUGUCUGAUGGACAGUUUGCAGUCCAAAAUCAACCAAGUGUGAGACAGGAAGUCACAUCUUCUGCUUGUGUAAAUGCCAGGCUGAAAUGCCACUCAACCGUGUAUAAGUUAUUUGCAUGCUUUAAUAUUUGACAAAUGUCUGAACAGAACAAUGAUGUGAAAGUUUGUCAGUUUCCGCCUUUUCCAACAUUUCAAUAAACAGGUCCUUCAACAAUGUAUUUUUGUGAAAUCACAACACUUUUUUUUUUAAUGCAGAGAAUGUGCAGACAGUGGGAAAAACACUGUUGCCAGUAUAUCACAAAAUACUUUAUCUUUUAUCAGAACUAUUUUGUGCUACAGACAAAAAAGCAGAUCAUUUCUCUAUAAAA